UUCGCCGGUUGCCUGGAGACCCGCAACAACAAAAGGCGCGGGCGGCGGCGGCGCGGCGGAGCGAAGUGAAGCCGAGGAGUCCUGCGCUGCGCUCGCCGCCGGAGACGGGCUUUCUCGAACCGGGGUCCAGAUCUUACGUAAGAUGGAUGUUUCUCACACUAGAUACUGAAUGUUAAGUAGAAAAUCUAUUUAGUAAAAUCUGAGCUGCCAUGGAAGAAAUACCAGUAAAAGUUGCUGUAAGAAUUAGACCUCUGCUGUGCAAAGAAAUUCUUCAUAAUCAUCAAGCUUGUGUGAGAGUUAUUCCAAAUACCCAACAAAUUAUCAUUGGGAGAGAUAGAGUCUUCACUUUUGAUUUUGUUUUUGGCAAAAAUUCCACUCAAGAUGAAGUUUAUAAUACCUGUAUAAAGCCACUAGUGUUGUCACUUAUUGAGGGCUAUAAUGCAACUGUUUUUGCCUAUGGACAAACUGGAUCUGGGAAGACAUACACCAUUGGAGGAGGCCAUGUUGCUUCAGUUGCGGAGGGUCAAAAAGGUAUCAUUCCUCGUGCUAUCCAAGAAAUAUUUCAAAACAUCUCUGAAAAACCUAGCAUUGACUUUAAGAUAAAAGUGUCUUAUAUAGAAGUAUACAAGGAAGACCUAAGAGAUCUUCUAGAAUUGGAGACAUCUAUGAAGGAUCUUCACAUCCGAGAAGAUGAAAAGGGAAACACAGUGAUUGUUGGGGCCAAGGAAUGCCAGGUGGAGAGUACAGAUGAAGUGAUGAGCCUCCUGGAGAUGGGGAACGCAGCCAGGCAUACGAGUACCACCCAAAUGAACGAGCACUCCAGUAGAUCACACGCAAUUUUCACAAUCAGCCUUUGCCAAGUGGAGAAAAAUAGAGAGGCAGCUGAAGAUGGAUCGUGGUAUUCCCGUCGGCAUGUUGUCUCAAAGUUCCACUUUGUGGAUUUGGCUGGAUCAGAAAGAGUAACCAAAACGGGGAAUACUGGUGAACGAUUCAAAGAAUCCAUUCAAAUCAACAGUGGGUUGCUGGCUUUAGGAAAUGUAAUAAGUGCUCUUGGGGACCCACGCAGGAAGAGUUCACAUAUUCCAUAUAGGGAUGCUAAAAUUACCCGGCUUCUGAAAGAUUCCCUGGGAGGCAGUGCCAAGACAGUCAUGAUCACUUGUGUCAGCCCAUCCUCCUCGGAUUUUGACGAGUCCUUAAAUUCUCUCAAAUAUGCCAACAGAGCACGCAACAUUAGAAACAAACCCACCUUAAACUUCAGCCCUGAGUCAGAUCGUAUGGAUGAAAUGGAAUUUGAGAUUAAGUUGCUUCGAGAAGCUUUGCAAAGCCAGCAGGCUAGUAGCAGCCAAACUAGCCAGAUCCAUCGGGAGGGGACUCCUGAUAAAAAUAGGAUCCAUUCUCUUGAGGAGCAAGUUGCUCAGCUACAAGGAGAAUGUCUGGGUUACCAAAAUUGUUUAGAGGAAGCCUUUACCUUCCUGGUGAACUUAAAAGAUUCUGUCAGACUAAACCAAAAGCAGCAACACAAACUGCAGGAGUGGUUUGACAUGACCCAGGGGGUCAGCUCACUCAGAGGACACCGAGGCAUUGGAAACCUGGAAGAAGGACCACAGCAUAUUACAGUUCUCCAGCUGAAGCGAGAGCUUAAGAAAUGCCAGUGUGCUCUUGCUGCUGAUGAAGUAGUAUUUAAUCAGAAGGACCUGGAGGUGAAGGAACUAAAGAAUCAAAUGCAAAUGAUGGUGCAGGAAAACAAAGGACAUGUUGUAUCUUUGAAAGAAGCGCAAAAAAUGAAUAGGUUGCAGAAUGAAAAAAUAAUAGAACAACAACUUCUUGUGGAUCAACUGAGUGAAGAACUAACAAAACUUAACCUGUCAAUGACUUCUUCAGUAAAGGAAACUUGUGGAGAUGGGCCAGAUGCCACGAUACCUGAAAAGAGACCAUAUACUGUACCGUUUGAUACUCGUUGGGGGCAUUAUAUUUAUAUUCCAGCAAGAUCAGACUCCAGGAAGGUCUACACAAGUGCUUCUGUAUACUCUCUGGACCGACUAGUUGCCGGAUUUCGAACACGAAGUCAGAUGCUGCUAGGUCACUUAGAAGAACAGGAUGAAGUCCUCCACUGCCAAUUUUCUGAUAACAGUGAUGAUGAAGAGUCAGAAGGCCAAGAGAAAUCUGAAAUUAGACAUAGAGGUCGCUCCUGGAUUCAAAAGCCAGGCUCAGUUUGUUCUCUUGUUGAACUGAAUGAUAUUCAGGAUCAAACACAAAAGCCAAGAUUGGAGAAUGAAGAUUUAAAGAUUGAAUGUCUCCAGGAGAGUCAAGAGUUGAAUUUGCAAAAAUUAAGGAAUUCAGAACUUAUACUUACUGAAGCUAAACAAAAACUGAGAGAACUUACUAUUAACAUCAAGAUGAAGGAAGAUCUGAUUAAGGAAUUAAUUAAAACAGGUAAUGAUGCCAAGUCUGUAAGCAAACAGUAUUCUCUGAAAGUAACAAAACUUGAGCAUGAAGCAGAGCAGGCAAAGGUGGAAUUGACUGAAACGCAAAAGCAGCUAGAGGAACUGGAAAACAAACAUCUUUCUGAUGUUGCUUUGAAAGUAAAAUUACAGAAGGAAUUCCGUAAAAAGAUGGAUGCCGCGAAGCUGAGAGUCCAGGUCUUACAGAAGAAGCAACAAAAUAGUAAGAAAUUGGCAUCACUGUCGAUCCAGAAUGAGAAACGUGCUAAUGAACUAGAGCAGAAUGUAGAUCACAUGAAAUAUCAAAAGGUACAGCUGCAAAAAAGACUUCGAGAAGAGAACGAAAAAAGGAAGCAACUGGAUGCAGAAAUUAAGCGGGAUCAACAAAAAAUCAAAGAACUACAGUUAAAAACAGAACAGGAAGAAGGUCUAAAACUGGAAGCUGAGGACCUUGAUGCAUUUAAGAUGAAAAGGAGAAAAGGUUCGUUUGGAAGUAUAGACCAACUCCAGAAAUUGGAUGAGCAAAAGAAAUGGUUAGAUGAAGAAGUAGAGAAAGUUCUGAACCAACGCCAAGAAUUAGGGGAGCUGGAAGAAGACUUAAAGAAACGGGAGGCCAUAGUUUGUAAGAAGGAGGCCCUGUUACAGGAGAAGAGCCAUCUGGAAAAUAAGAAGUUGCGAUCUAGUCAGGCUUUAAAUACAGAUAGUUUGAAAAUAUCAACUCGCCUGAACUUGUUGGACCAGGAGUUGUCCGAAAAGAAUGUGCAGCUCCAGAGCAGCGCAGCUGAGGAGAAAAUAAGGAUUUCAGAACAAGUUCAAGCCCUCCAGAAAGAAAAAGAUCAGCUACAGAGACGAAGAAACAGCGUGGAUGAGAAACUUAGAAAUGGUAGUGUGUUAUCACCUGAAGAAGAACAUGUUCUUUUCCAACUUGAAGAAGGGAUUGAAGCUUUGGAAGCUGCAAUUGAAUACAAGAACGAAAUUAUCCAGAGUCGCCAGAACUCGCUCAGAGCUUCAUUUCAAAACCUCUCUCGUAGUGAAGCAAAUGUCUUAGGAAAACUAAUUUGCCUGAGUCCUGUUGAAAUUAGAGCUAUUCUUUUCAGAUAUUUUAAUAAGGUGGUUAAUUUGCGAGAAGCUGAACGGAAACUACAGUUACAGAAUGAAGAAGUUAAAAUGAAAGUUCUGGAACGGGAUAAUGUGGUUCGUGAGUUGGAAUCUGCACUGGAACAUCUGAAAUUGCAGUGUGACCGGAGACUAACCCUCCAGCAAAAGGAACACGAGCAAAAAAUGCAGCUGCUGUUACAUCAUUUCAAAGAGCAAAAUGGGGAAGGCAUUGUGGAAACUUUAAAAAAUUAUGAAGAUAAAAUCCAGCAGCUGGAAAGAGAUCUUUAUUUCUAUAAGAAAACCAGCAGAGAUCUUAAGAAGAAACUUAAGGAACUGGUAGGGGAAGCAAUUCGGCGGCAACUAGUACCAUCAGAAAAUCAUGAUGCUGGAGAUGGAGUCCAGAACCCAGAAGACACAGGCAUGGUUUCAGACGAAUUAAAAUGGGCAUCCAGAACUGAAAGUAUGAAAUUAAGUGGAAGGGAAAGACAAUCAGACAGUUCCACAAGCAGUUUAAGAACACAGCCAAAUUCUCAGAAGCUCUGGGAAGAUGGCCCAGAAUUUCCUCCAAUUUGUAGCUCUUUAGCACCCACUAGUGGGUAUUUGUUAAGCAAUGAGGACAAAGCAGAAAUAGAUGAAAAUCAGUUUACAGAAUCUCACAGUCGGCCAACACCCCAAAUUCAGCCAGUAGGAAAUGUGGGACAGUUGCAUGGUGUCACGCCUGUAAAGUUGUGUCGCAAAGAGUUACGUCAAAUUUCUGCCUUGGAACUAUCGUUACGACGUUCCAGUCUUGGAGUUGGGGUUGGAUCUAUGACUGCUGAUUCCAUUGAAGUAGCUAGGAAAACGAGUGACUUAAAAACUUAGGCAUGUUAAUAAGAAAAUUUUUAAUUUAGUAAAUGUGUAAGAUUCCUUUUUUCUAACCUGUUAAAAAUUGAAGCUUAAGAUCACUAGCUCCUCCCUCAGCAUAAAAGAAGAAGGGGAGGAAGGAAUCCCUAUUGCUUUUGUAUACCAUGGAUGUGUAUAUCUUCUAUAGUAUAUUUGAGGAGUUUUAAUUUGUAUUUCCAUAAUAACCAAACACGUUUUACAAUACUAUCAAGUAAUGGAACAUUUAAAUAUUUCCACAUAUAAAUUUGCUUAAAAUUUUUUCCAGGUAUAUUUGAAGAACAAAAUUAAGAGUAGGAUAAUAAACUAAAAUAUCCAUCAAAUGUAUAUUAUUAUAUAAAAGUGUAUUAUGAAGUAUAUUAUUAUUAUUAUACAAGUAUGUUAAAAUAUAGUAAUUAUAAUAUCAUAAAUUUAUACUGUUAUUCACAAAUAUAAGUAUAUUUUGUUAUUUUUUUAAAAAACGGUUAAAUAUUGUUUGUAUCAGAGGGAGAGUCACCUGCUCCGUAUGUUUUGGCACAGCUGAAAAUUUGUGCCACAAUGCACUCUAUGGGCUAAUAAGGCAACUGGAUAGGUUUAGGGAUUAAGGUUAAUUUAUGGUCCUCAGCGGUUGAGUGAUCAGUCUUGACUUUUUAAACAUGGUCUCUGCUCUUUUUCUGGAAUUGUUUUUAGAGUAUUAUAUUAUUGGUUUGUUAAUAGUAUGGAAUAUAGGUUUUCAUCUCUCUCCUGCUCUGUCUAUUCAGCAUUAUCUCUCAUUAUGCUACUAAAAUUGGGAGAAAUGAAUACAGUUCCAUGGAAUAGGGAAACAAGGAUAAAAUAACGCUCAGGCAUUCUAACAUAUCAAGGAAAAGGUAUCUGGUCACAUGGAGUACACCUGUAAAGUUUGAAGUCUAGCCAGAGGAUCUUCAGCUAAUAAAUUGAUGGGCUUAAUCUGAGAUUUUUUUCUCUACAACCUGGUUAGUCAGGUCUGUACAUAGACGGCCCAGAUUGCAUGGGGGUUGUAAAUAUGUAAAUGAAAUUUUUUCUUCAAGAUUUUUUUCGUCUAAAUCUUAUUAUAUAAUAUAAACCUCAGUUUGGAAUUAAGAACUAAACAUUGAUUUGUCCAACAAAUACAGUUUGUACUUUUUCAUCGUAUUUUUCAAUCACAGGAAACAUGCCCUUAUAAUGACCAGAGGUACGAUUCUGUUACAUAUGUUGUUAUUUUUGUUACUUUUCCAGACUUUUGCUUGUAAAAUAAAGUUUUUUUCUUAAACUAGUUAAUGUUUGGGUGGGGCAGUAGCAAAAUCACCCUGAUUUAUGGAAGCUUACUCCAUUAGAGUAACCCACCUUAUUACUGACUCCAGUUUUUCUUAUCUGAUUAUACUAAUUCUUUUCUUUCUGAUUCAUGACAGCUAAUUUUUUUUCUUUUGUUCUUUCCUCUGUUGUUAUUGACCCUGACCAUCUUACCUAAGACCCAAACUAUUGCCCUGUGCUCAAAGACCAUUUUCUUUUUCUCAUUUCCAGCCCCUAGGGAGUAGGGUUCCUUGGUCUUACUGGUAAAAAACAGUUCCUAUAGGAGAAGAAAACCAAACCAAAACAAACUUCUAUAUUGAUGAAUAGUUUCUGUAUCUCUUAAGUAUGGUAUUAAGACUCAUUUGAAUUAUGGGUUAGAUAGACUUCUGUGAGCUUAACCUGGAAACGGAACUACAAUCUAUAACUUAGGCCCAAUGAGAAACUAUUUCAACCAACAAAUUUACAAACCAAUUUAGAGAUUUUAUUUUUAACAGGGACUAUUUGAAGUAAGAUUCCUGUUUUCAGCUAGUUUUCUCUUUUUUGCCUUUGGUCUGUAUAAUAUAUAUUAAAUAUAUAUCAUUAGAAUGUGUGUUUUAGAUAGACAGUAGCAAAAGGCCAGUGCCUUAACAAAGCACAGCAAUCAUAUAUUUAUUAAUAAGUACAUAUUUAUUAAUGAAGGCCCUAAUUUUAAGUUCCUUAUAAAAUUAAAUAAUGAUUUACAAAUAAUUCACAUAAGAAUAUAUUUUGACAUUGGGAUUCUGCCUGCCCAAGAAAUGGACAGAUUUGCUUUACCUGUGGAAAUAUAAACAAAUUUUCCAAAGCCAGCUCACUAACAAAGCAAGAAAAUUAUAUUAAACCAACAAUGAGGAGAUUUGACAAUGCAAAUGUGAACUGACAUCUAAAUAACAAUAGGUACAAUUUUUUUUCUUCCUUUUGGUUAAACAUAUAUCCUUUAUAUGCUAUGAUAGAUUUCAUAUACAUACUCAAACACACACAUAUAAAUAAUGUCCUGAAUAAUAUAUUCUGGGAGUGAACCUCUUGUCUUUCCAGUUUAGUCAGUGCACUCACAAAGGAAAGAAAAAUUAAGGCACCUCUCCCAAGGCAAAUACAAUAUUUUUUACAUUAACUAGUAGUAAAUUUUACCCUCUGUUUCACAUGCUCUCCUUAGUCUAAACGUUUUGUCAUUGUUUGCCUUUUUUAUAUGUAUAUAAAAUAUGUUUGUGGGGGUAUUUGUUGUUGUUGUUCAUUAUUUUUUUUCCACCUAUAACAGAGCACUUGGAAAGAAACAUACUUGCCUCCAUAAAGUGCUAGUUCUUUCCCUAACUCCAGUGUCAUAGGUAGAAAGCAAGAGUUGGAGAUUUCUAUGAGUGUGGAAACCGUGGGUGGCAAGAACAUCAGUGAAGGUGCUUUUGUGCUUCAAUGUUUGUUUUCUUUUGCUAAUGGUUUUAUCCCCCCUCAGUUCUUCAUAUAUCUUCAGGAACUCAGGGUCCAAGGAGUCAGCAAAAAUAUACAUAUGGUCUUCAGCAAUGUGGACUUUAUUGCCAUUGGCUCAUUUGUAAUAGUCCAGGUCAAUAAAGUGAUAAAUGCUUAUUUAAGAAUGGGUGUCUUAUAUUUUAAAACAAAGG
Molecule: messenger RNA, 7312 nt
Organism: Hippopotamus amphibius kiboko
Lineage: Eukaryota; Metazoa; Chordata; Mammalia; Artiodactyla; Hippopotamidae
Gene: KIF27
Product: kinesin family member 27
Exons: 18
Coding region: 210-4400 (1396 amino acids)
Biological process (GO): microtubule-based movement; mitotic spindle organization
Molecular function (GO): ATP binding; microtubule motor activity; microtubule binding
Source: RefSeq, a predicted model, not a curated record